This is a messenger RNA of Dicentrarchus labrax (European seabass), 1666 nucleotides long. RefSeq names its product prostaglandin E receptor 1c (subtype EP1) (gene ptger1c). NCBI's taxonomy places the organism in Eukaryota, Metazoa, Chordata, Actinopteri, Moronidae. Gene Ontology annotation, molecular function: thromboxane receptor activity; prostaglandin E receptor activity. Gene Ontology annotation, cellular component: plasma membrane. The coding region runs from base 412 to 1569 and encodes 385 amino acids. The transcript has 4 exons. The record is from RefSeq and is a predicted model, not a curated record. Gene Ontology annotation, biological process: adenylate cyclase-activating G protein-coupled receptor signaling pathway; inflammatory response; positive regulation of cytosolic calcium ion concentration.
GGAAAGAACACAUCCAGAGGAGGAAGGAGGAUGGAAAAUGCAGGUCCAGAAUGUGCAGAUAAAAUAGCUGCCAAUCCCCUGGAGAGAGAGACAGUCGGACCAGGGAAAAGAGAAACUGCAGGAGAGAUGGGGGAGAGAAAGGGAGGAGAACAAGAGCAAAUAAUUUGCAACAGUAGUGAUAACUGAAUGUGGCAAAUCGGGCAGCUCUGCAGACGAGAGACACAUUUGUCUUAUCUUAUUUAAUCUGAACCAUUCAAAACAAUUAAGUGUUCAUCCGGAGUCAUCUGAAGGCAUAUACACUGUGGCACACUCAUGGCAUUGUGACAGUUCAACCGAAACCAAAUACUAGCAGUUGAAAUGGAGUAAUGAGUUGGGGAAAACAGUCAAGCAAGGAGUUGUGGAGCCGGAAAGAUGACACUGAAGAUGAGGACAUCGUCUAUACUCACGACUUCAUUUUCUACCUCUUCUACGCUGUCCAUCCUCCCCCAGACCCUGAACAUAAACUCCUCUGAACAACCUAGUCCUUGGCUGAACAGCAGCACCUGGUCACCUGUCAAAUCUUCAGGUUUUGGGAUGUCCUGCUUUACCAUGACGUUUGGUGCCAUCUCCAACCUCACUGCUCUGGGAAUCUUGGCCCGUGUCCGAUACCGCCAAUCAAAAUCACCAUUUCUGCUACUGACAGUGGCUUUGCUUUUGGCUGACCUGGGAGGCCAUGUGAUCACAGGCGCCUUUGCUUUGUAUUUGCACAUGGAUCGACGUCAUACACCGCAAGCCACGAAACCCACCAAGGAAUUCUGUCAGAUCUUUGGGGCAAGUAUGGUGUUUUUUGGCUUAUGCCCUUUGCUGUUUGGUUGUGCCAUGGCAGUGGAGCGCUGUGUGGCCAUCACCAAGCCCUUUUUCCACGCUGCCAUGAUCACAUUUGCUCAUGUGUGGCGAGUUGUGUUAUUUCUGUCCUCUGUUGCACUUGUGCUGGCAGUUCUACCCUUAUUUGCUGUGGGGACUUACACUACGCAGUCUCCUGGGACAUGGUGUUUCUUGCCUAUCCAUGGCCCACAGUCUACAGCUGACACCAAUCUGACUCUGGCCUUCUCAUGUCUGGGCCUCACUGCACUAACUCUUUCCCUACUCUGCAACAUUGUCAGUGGUCUGGCAUUGCUGCACGCCAGAAUGAAAUCCUACGAUGUUAAUACAAAAUCAGCAGCUCGCUGUACGCGCCAUGCAUCGUCUGCGUCGUCUUCCUCCUUGUUUUGUUCGUUGGAUGUGGAAAUGAUGGCUCAACUGGCAGUGGUCACUGUGGUUUCCUCUGUAUGCUGGAGCCCCUUUCUUAUCCACAUUCUUGUGAUGCAGCUCAACCAAAGCUCCAGAGACUCAUCUCAUGGGAAUGAUGGGUUUAUUCUUCUGGGCUUACGUAUGGCCUCCUGGAAUCAGAUCUUGGACCCUUGGGUUUACAUCUUACUGAGGAGGACAGUGCUUUUCAGAGUUUUCUCUGCUUUCUACACACAGAAACCCAUAGUGACAGCUAAUAACUUCUGUGCAGACACACGCAUGCGGGCUCUCAGUCUGCAAUGAGAAUGCUCUUGAACUUUUUGUCUCUUAUGUACUGAAAUAAAUUAUUUCUUUCAUGUGUGUUAAGAAAAUAAAAUAAACUUUGCUGUGUUAUUUUCAA